Alternaria infectoria is the source of this 849-nucleotide messenger RNA. RefSeq lists its product as uncharacterized. The transcript has a single exon. Lineage: Eukaryota; Fungi; Ascomycota; Dothideomycetes; Pleosporales; Pleosporaceae. The record is from RefSeq and is a predicted model, not a curated record. Bases 1 to 849 code for a protein of 282 amino acids.
AUGGCUAGGCAGAAUGGGGUGCAGAUCCCGGAAGGUAAUGCGCCGUACUUUUCGGACGUGCAAGACGAGAAUGCGACGAGGAAGGCGUUGAGUCUGGAUAGAAAUGCUGAAGUGGAAAGGGCGUGGAUGUUGAAACUCGCGGGGUACAGAAAAGACGCUGAGGAGGGUAAGGUACCCUUCCCGUUGAACAUCCCUGGCUACGAAGUAUUGGAGGAUGUGGAGGUGACGCGAUUAGAAGGAGAUGUCGAGGUAUGGGAUGGCUGGUUGGCUAGUAUGGGUUACACCGACAUUCUUCCUUCCCCUAAAAGCGAUGGAAGCAGUGGCAAGAAGACGCCGCUGGCCUCGAAGCGACUAGCGGCCCGAACGAAACGACUCAAAGCGAUCCAGCAACGAGAAGCAGACCGGCAGUACCUCGAACAUAUCGCGGACCUACAGCGCCAAGCACUUUCCAUGGGAUAUGAGUUCCCUGAAGGUAUCCCAGGUUGGGAAGAGGUCCAUACCUCGGAGCAACGUCGUAUAUUAUGGGCGGUGUAUACAAAUCAAGUCAACGCCACGUCGAAGAAGAAGAGGAAAAAGGCGCGACGAGGAUCACGGAAUUCGAACACCAUCACCACUCCCGAGGAGCAGGCCCGAAAAGAACGCUACACGUUCUUGAAAGAGAGACUAGAGCAACCAUACUGGGAAGAGCGAGUACGUGAGACCGGAGAGUCGAGAAGCGCCAUCUUGCGAGCCGGAGGGAGGUGGCCGGAAGACGCGACAUACGAGGAUGAUAAUGAUGAGGAGUUGAAGGAGCUGGUGGGUUAUAUAACAGAAUUUUUGGAGCUGAAGGAAGAGUUUGGAGAUCAAUAG